ACAGUUUUCAUUUAAGCCAGCAUUCCCUGUUGUAUCGGCCACUCCCACGGUAACAUCAGCACAGUCCUCCUCCAUAGGUGGCAGCACAAGCUCCACUCCAAGUACAACGCAAGCAGGUGGGAUUAAUUUUGGAACAUUUGGGGCAUCACAAGCUUCCACAACACCUAGUUUUACACCAGUGUUUGGUCAGAGUAUGAGCAGCCAAAAUAGUGCUGCUGGUUUAGCUGGUGGCUUAUCUUCUGCAGCCACAUCAACAGCGCCACCUACAGGAGGUUUCUCCUUUGGCAAGGACCCAGCCACAACAUCUACUUCAGCCACGGGAACAGGAGCGUCAACAGGAGCUGCCCUGGGUGCGGGUGGGAUUAGCUUUGGUAUGACAAACACCACCUCUACGAUGUCGGGAACUAGCACCACCACCACUCAGCCGAAAAAUGGGUUCAGUUUUGGUGGUGUUGGCAGUGGCACCCAGCAGACAACUACGCCUGCAGCACCACCUCCAGCCUAUGGUGCCAUGUUUGGGCAGGGGGUUGGUGGUACGGCACCAGGUAAUACCACGGCGCCUGUAUUUGGCCAGACUAAUACUGUGACAACAGUUGGUACUACAAAGGCUACCUUUGGCUUUAGUUCCACCACCACACAGCCAUCUCCAGCACCUGGUACAGGGUUCUCUUUUGGUGGGUUGGGAGCUACUGCAAGCACCACAGCAAGCACCACCACCACUUCAGGCACCACUGGAUUUUCCUUUGGCACCACUUCUACUGGUGCAGGAGGAACCACUGGCACGACAUUUGGUGGCUUUGGCACUACUUCCACCAGCGCUGGAACCAUUGGCACCACUUUUGGUGGUGCUCCAACUACAGCAUCAUCGGCACAACCGGGGUUUGGCUCGACAGGGGUCACGCAGAGCAGUGUCUUCUCCUUUGGUGGAUCUAGCAACACUACUGCUGCCCCAAGUGGUGGCACAGGAUUUGGAAAUACGAACACAAGCCAAGCUAAUGGCGUCUUUAAUUUUGCUGCCUCUGUUGGUACUGCAGCAUCACAAGCUAAAGGCACAACAGGGCCCCUUUUUAACCCUGGUGGUGCCACUACACAAACUACAACAGCCAGUAGUGGAUUUAAUUUCUCUACAGGGAUCACUCAGUCCUCAGCAGGUUUUAAUUUUGGUGCCGCCGCUGCCUCCCAAACGGGCACUGGGUCUGUCUUUGGUCAGACAGCUGCCCAAGUAACGGGAGGUGUUGGAGCCAAGCCGUCUGGUUUGUUCACAUUUGGCAGUGGUAGUAACAGUACUUCUAACAGUAAUAACAGUACUCAGCAGCAACAACAGCAGCAACAAUCUCAAUCCAGUGGAUUGUUCAUGUUUGGUGCCACAGUUGGUGCGAAAAGUGACACCCAGACAGCUGGUACUGGGCUGUUCAGUUUUGGUGGUAAUUCUGUAGGGCAAAGUGCAGGAACGGCCUUCGGAACACAGGGCUCUAGUACUGGAACAGCCUUCGGAACACAGGGUGCCAGAACUGGAACAGCCUUUGGAACACAGGGCACUAGUACUGGAACAGCUUUCGGAACACAGGGUGCUAGUACUGGAACAGCCUUUGGAACACAGGGCACUAGUACUGGAACAGCCUUCGGAACACAGGGCUCUAGUACUGGAACAGCCUUCGGAACACAGGGUGCUAGUACUGGAACAGCCUUUGGAACACAGGGCACUAGUUCUGGAACUGGCUUUGGAGCGCAAGGGACAGGGUUUUCAUUUGGAGCAACUGCGACUCCUAAUGCAUUUGGGAAUCCUCAGAAACAAACCCAAAGUGCAUUUGGUGGAGCUUUGCCGUCCCAGAAUGCUUUUGGAACAAGUGGGCCUUCCCAGAAUGCUUUUGGUGCUAAUCAAGGUCAAGCAGCCAAUGGAACCCAGCAAGUGUCUUUUAACUUCGGUCAGUCCUCUGGGCAGACACCAGCGUUUGGUCAGUCAGGGAAAACUGGACCUCCGACCUUUGGUCAGUCCACGCCCGCCCCGCCCUUUGGCACUCCUGGCGGUCAGGGUGCCACGCCUACCUUUGGUCAGUCAACGCCAGCAGCUCCAACGUUCGGAAGCCCUGCUGCACCUGGAUUUGCCCCUGGCACCCCUACAAACUUUAACUUUGCUGCAGGCACAUCAGCGCCGCGACCACGUGUUGCUGCACGUGGAAGGAGAACAGUUAGGAAGCGCUAACUGUGUUAGGUUUUAUUAAAUGUAUGUACGCACUCCAGUCCAGCUAACGUAACUGCUAACUCUUUGUGGCUGCUCCAGUGCAGCUAACAAAACUUGACCAUCAAAGAAAUUUAGCCACAGACAAGUAGACAGCUAACUGUUUGUGGCUGCUCCAGUGCAGCUUUCUUACUUUACCCUCCAUGAAUUUCAGCUGCAAGCAAGUCCACAGCUUAAUCAAGUGUCAUCAGAAGUGCCGAUAGAUUCGGAAACAUUUGCUGAGGAAAAAAAUCAAGUGUAAUUGUGAUUAUAUCUGUAUGGAGGCACUACAUCUUUUCCCAGCACUUCCUUCAGUGAUAAUUCUCUGCAAGUACUGCUGUGUUGCUUAAAUGUGCUACAUAUUUUAACAAUAUUUAUAUAUAUGUAUAUUGUACAAAGAUAUGUAAUCAAAUAUAUGAUAUACGAUAUAGGUCAUCAGAAGGGGAUUCACUCGGUCAGCUAAGCUGCCAUGGUUUUCCACGUUUCCAGUUUUGCCAUAGGUUGCAGAACGUGGAUUCUGUGAAAUUCAAAGAAUUAAGAUUACUGGAAUACCAAUUAGUUUACUUAUUAGUAAUGAAAUAUGAAAAAAAUAUUGUUCUUGGAAAUCGAAAUUGUGUAAUUUUCCAGACAGUGUUCUUCAUCUUCUGAUAUGUAUGUUGAUUUCUAGAAACUCUUGUAAUAUUAACUAUUCUUGUUUGUUACAUCAUUUUUUUCAGGAUAUAAAAAAGAUGAUGGGCAUUUGGUGUUUGUUUUAGUAGGACAGUAAUGUUGAGUAAACUUGAU
This is a messenger RNA of Lingula anatina, 3001 nucleotides long. RefSeq lists its product as uncharacterized. Lineage: Eukaryota; Metazoa; Brachiopoda; Lingulata; Lingulida; Lingulidae. The record is from RefSeq and is a predicted model, not a curated record.